Messenger RNA from Cucumis sativus (cucumber), 2520 nucleotides. Its product is annotated as cellulose synthase-like protein B4. The transcript is spliced from 9 exons. Gene Ontology annotation, biological process: plant-type primary cell wall biogenesis; cellulose biosynthetic process. Lineage: Eukaryota; Viridiplantae; Streptophyta; Magnoliopsida; Cucurbitales; Cucurbitaceae. Gene Ontology annotation, molecular function: mannan synthase activity; cellulose synthase (UDP-forming) activity. Bases 102 to 2288 code for a protein of 728 amino acids. Gene Ontology annotation, cellular component: trans-Golgi network; plasma membrane. The record is from RefSeq and is a predicted model, not a curated record.
GAGGAAGUAGCAAUUCAUAAAAGAAUAGUCUAAUUCUAGAGCCACAAAAGAAUAUUAUAACUUACUUGUUAUCACUACUUCCUGUGUUUCCAAACUCAGCCAUGACCGCCGCUCCUCUUUUCCAAAGAGUUGCAAUUAAAAGAACCAUUGACAAACUCUUAGACGCCACAAUUUUCCUCCUCCUCCUCUCCCUCCUCGGCUACCGCCUCCAUUUCCUCGCCACCAACCCCUUCAACUUCCUCCAUUUCACCGCCUUCCUCUGCGAGUCCUCUUUCGCAUUCACUUCCUUUCUUCUCCUCGUUAUCAAAUCCAACCCUUUUCAUUGCAUUACUUAUCCCCACCGCCUUCUCGAACGAGUUCAGGAGAUUCCGGCAGUGGAUGUGUUUGUUACGACGGCGGAUGCGUCGUUGGAACCGGUGAUAAUUACGGUGAAUACGGUGCUGUCUAUUUUGGCUGUUGAUUAUCCGGUGGAUAAAUUGAGUUGCUAUGUAUCGGAUGAUGGGUGUUCUCCGAUAACGUUUUAUAGUCUAAGGGAAGCGGUGAAAUUUGCUAAGAUUUGGGCUCCGUUUUGUAAAAAGUAUGGGAUUCGGGUUAGAGCGCCGUUUCAGUACUUUGCUGAUUCUUCAAGAGCCGAUGAGUCCAAGGAGUUUCAGCAUCACUGGAACAUAAUCAAGGGUGAGUACGAGACAUUGUGCCGGAAGAUCGAAGAAGCAGAAGAAGCAUGGGACUCACGUGACUUACCAUUUUUCUCCGGUACGGAUUCCAAAAAUCAUGAUCCAAUUAUUAAGAUAAUAUGGGAGAACAAGGAGUAUGAAAAUGUUCUUCCUCACUUGAUUUACGUAUCAAGAGAAAAAAGGCUCAAACACUCACACCAUUAUAAGGCCGGUGCCUUGAACGUUUUGGCAAGGGUAUCGGGAUUGAUGACAAAUGCUCCAUAUAUACUGAACGUAGAUUGUGAUAUGUUUGUGAAUGAAUCGACUGCAAUUCUUCAAGGAAUUUGUCCCUUUAUAGACCCCAUCAAUGAUAAAGAAGUUGCAUACGUCCAAUUUCCUCAACGUUUCUAUGAUGGAUUAAAAGAUGACUUAUAUGGAAAUCAAUUAAUUGUUGACAUGGAGUACAUUGUUUCAGGGCUGGCGGGAAGUCAAGGCCCCAGCUACAUGGGAACCGGUUGUAUUCAUAGACGAAAAGUCUUAUAUGGUCACUCCCCAAACGAUCAUAAUAUUAAUGGAAGAAGUAUUCAAGAAACUAAAUUACGUAAAACAUUUGGAAAUUCCGAAGAAUUCAUCAAAUCAGUUUCUUUUGCUUCAAUGGGAACCACACCUUAUCCCAACUCUUUGCAGUGCUCAAUCGAAGCCUUACACAACGUCGCAACUAGUAAUUACGAGCAAGAUACUUGUUGGGGUGCUAAGGUGGGUUGGUACUAUGGGUCAGUGACGGAGGACAUAUUCACAGGGAUGAUGAUCCAAGGAAAGGGCUGGAAAUCCAUAUAUCUAAACCCACAGCCAGCAGCAUUUCUAGGUUGUGCACCAACAAAUGGGCCGUCUACUUUCACUCAGCUGAAGAGAUGGACAACAGGGUUCCUUGAAAUUUUACUCACAAAGAACUGCCCAAUUUUUGGCGCUGUCUUUGGUAAACUUGACCUAAAGGUGUGUAUGUUCUAUUUGUGGAUCUAUCUUUGGGGACCCAAAUCCAUUCCAGAGCUUUGCUAUUCCAUCUUGCCUGCCUAUUCUCUACUCACGAACUCUCACUUCUUACCCCAGAUACACGAACGUGAAAUAUUGAUUCCAAUUUUACUUGUACUCCUCUACAACCUCCAACAAGUGUUACAAUACUUGAAAAUGGGACAAUCAAUUAGGGCUUAUUGGAACAACCAAAGAAUGGCAAGGAUAAAAACAAUGUGCCCCUAUUUCUUUGGAGUUGUUGGCAUUGUGCUUAAGUUUUUAGGAUUGUCAGAAGCAUUGUUUGAAGUAACAAAAAAGGGGUUGAUUACUGACGACGGUGAGAUUGACGAAGGUUUGUUCAUCUUCGAUGACUCACCAUUGUUUGUGCCUGGUACAACAGUUUUGAUGAUGCAGUUAACGGCGCUGCUUACGAGUAUAUGGAGACGGCCAACCGAGCCUGGUGGAGUAGGGGAAGUGAUAUGCAGUGUGUGGUUGAUUUUGUGUUUCUGGCCAUUCUUGAUGGGGAUGUUUAGGAAAGGAAGAUAUGGACUCCCAUUUUCCACCAUUUGCAAGUCUAGCAUUCUAACCUUGUUGUUUGUGUACUUGUCUCAAAAGACAAAUAUAUAGGGCAAAAAGAACUUAUGUUAUUUGUCUUGUUUUGUUUUCCAAUAAUAUAUUUGUAUUUGUUUUUUAUUAGAAUAAAGUGUGUAUAAAUUUAUCAGCAUUUAGCCUUUUUUAGGUUAAACCUUCCAAUGGAGUUGGGAUUUUGUGAUCAAUUACUCCAGUUUCGGAUGGGAUAUGUUCUUUAAUUGCAAUAACUUUCUUUUAAUUAACAGUGGAUGUGUUUCUUUUAGUAAAA